CACCUCUAUUUAAGGAAUUCCCCUCCCACACUUUUUCUCAUGUUAACACUUGCGUUGCUUCCCAAUAUUUUCCUGUCCCCUGUUCUUUUGAUCCGUUCUAUUGGAGUAUUUACAACAUUCUUUUAUAAGUAUACAUAAGAAGCUGACUAAUUCUACAUUGAACUUUAGCAGAUGGCUGAGGAUGGUCACAGGGUUACUCUAAAUGUUUAUGACCUAAGCCAAGGACUUGCUCGACAGCUUUCAACGUCUUUUUUAGGGAAAGCUAUUGAAGGCAUAUGGCACACAGGAAUUGUGGUUUAUGGUGACGAGUAUUACUUUGGUGGGGGCAUACAGCAUUCUCCUGCUGGAACAACGCCAUAUGGAACUCCUCUUAGAGUGGUGGAUUUAGGUGUGACGCAUGUGCCCAAGGAUGUCUUUGAAAUGUAUUUGCAGGAAAUCAGUCCUCGGUACUUGCCUGAAACUUAUAGUUUGCUUACUCACAAUUGCAAUAACUUCAGCAAUGAAGUAGCUCAAUUUUUGGUUGGUACAACCAUUCCUGACUACAUUCUACAGCUCCCUAACGAAGUUAUGAGCAGCCCAAUGGGGGCUCUUAUAUUGCCUAUGAUACAGAAUUUAGAAACAACAUUGAAAUCUGGCGGAGUUCCACAAGUGCCCCAAUUUAGGCCUUCAGCUACAGUGAAUCCUUCACCUACUGCAGCUAACACCCAAAAGAAUUCAACUAAUACUAACUCAACCACUCAGAAAAGUUUGAGCAGAGAGGUGGAUAAGGAAAUGAAGGGAAAAGAUGGUAAUUCUAAGACAGCAGAAAAAGAAGUAUCACCUUCUGUGAGGCCAGCUGGGGAACCACAAAAGUCAUCACCAAAUGGGGUUACAACAGAUCCUCUUGGAGAUGCUCGCAACAAGGUUCAAGAUGAGAUUGUCAAAGAGUUUGCUGCAAUUAUGGCAACUGGGACAAUGCGUGCUAGUGAAGCUGCUGCUCUAGCCACCAAAAGAGUCAUGCAAAGAUAUGGGAACACUGCUGUGUCACAAAGUUAGCAACACUUGUGUUUGUCAUUAAACAUUAGCUGGAUUAAAACUCAAUACAAUUACUGCAUUUUUAGUGCUGCAUUCAUACAAUUGAUUAUUAUUUGAUUAUGGAAAACUUGAUAACUUAUGCUAGCAUCUAUUUUAUGAUGAGAAUAUGCAAAGACUAUUUGGUUGUGAGCCAUAGAAGUCUGUGUGCAACUAUAAUGAAUAUGAAGUGAUCUCGAGUGGAGUACUUAUUAGGCGAAUCAUCUCAACAUGAUGGUAUAAUUCUUGGAUUAUAACAAAACUAAGCUUAUCUUUAUGAGCAAGGCUGUUUUCCUCCAUAGCAGAUUUAAAGCAAAGAAAGGAACUAGCUAAAAGCUUUACAAACCAGCAUUGAAGGAUUCUUUUUUGAAGAGAACAACGUUUCCGCUUAAAUUAUAUUAUAAUCCUAAAUUUGGAUUUAGUUUUUUUAAUUAUAAUAAAUUUAAAUUUGAAGAAAUUAGAUAAUAUGCGAAUAUACUUGAGAUUGAGUAAGUUUGACGAGAUUGAGUGCAUUGAAGUUGCUUCAGUUAUUAUUAAUCGUCAUUCAAAUUGUUAUAAACUUCCAUUCAUUCUUCUUGUUUCAAUUUUUUUAAACAAGUAUUAUUCAGAAUUUUAGUCAAACUUUACAGCUAAAUAUCAUUUAAGAAAUAAUAACUUAUUCUCAUUCUACAUAAGAAUAUACUUAAGGGAGACAAAAGAAGGACGAUGUUUAAUCUAGUAAGACAAAAUAUUGCUAAAUUAGUUCAUACUUUCUAUUGUCUCUUAUUUACGUUUGAAUGAUAUUUGACAAUGUCUUAUGUAUAACAUUAAUAUUUUGUUUUGUACAUGUUGGAUUCAUUCUCAUACUUACUCCUAUGAUGUAUUAUUAAAUUAAAAUUCAUCCCUACAAAUGCAAGACAUGUUACAUUCAAAUAACCCACUAAAUUUAGCCUAUUACAAAAUUUAAAAUAUAUUUAACAUACCCAUAUGUACCUCACCUUGUUUAUGUUUUUAUAUCUUUCAAAACUCAACUAUAACUCUCACCCACAAUCAAUAUUGUUAUUCUGCGCUUUCUAUUUUGUCAUAACCUUUGUCACAUUUUCAAUUAAAAUUGAAUGUUAGACACCGUCCAAAUUGAAUGCAAGUGUCCCCUUUACAUAAAUCAAAUUUCAUUUACGUAAGUGGGGUUACUUUUUCUUCAAUUUAAGAUUGUUUCAUUCACCCUAUGUUGAGUACAUGAACUAUUGCUUCAACUCAUUUUAUUUUUUUAGCUAACGUGUGUUAAGAGUUAAAAAAAUAUUUGAUAAUAAUGAAUUAAACUUCUGUUAUCUAAUUCGUCACUUAAUAAAACUCAAUUGAUGGUAUAAAAAAGUUAAAGACUAUAUAUCAUAACAAAAUUUUUUAAAAUAAAAUCCAAAAAGUAGAACUUUUGAACGGAGUAAAUAGAUUUUAUUUUUGAAAAACCUCUCAAUAUGCCACAUACUCCUCUUUUGGGUUUACAUUCUACACGCAGCCGCGGACUGGAAACUUCACCCACAAACAGAGCAAAAGCUUGUUACCUUUUGGGCCAGCACCUCGGGUGGUUUUAAGAAAAUAAAGGGUCACACGCCCCAAAAUCGGAUCCGACCCACGUAUUCGCUUUAUCGAAUUGCUUGCGGAUUCAGUUUCCGCGUGGAUUCAAUUUCAACGGCAUUUG
This is a messenger RNA of Abrus precatorius (Indian licorice), 2725 nucleotides long. RefSeq lists its product as uncharacterized. The coding region runs from base 172 to 1035 and encodes 287 amino acids. Lineage: Eukaryota; Viridiplantae; Streptophyta; Magnoliopsida; Fabales; Fabaceae. Gene Ontology annotation, molecular function: peptidase activity. The record is from RefSeq and is a predicted model, not a curated record. The transcript has 5 exons. Gene Ontology annotation, biological process: protein modification by small protein removal.